CCCACAGGUCUCUUCCAUGUCCAGCUGCCAUGCUCCUGUACCACAGCAGAAUACAAUACAUCAGUUUCUCAUGAUGACAGAACCAGCAGUUGCUGGAGGUAUAAUAGGAGGGAUCCUUUUAUUUGUUCUCAUUGGGAUAACUGCAUACCUGCUCUGGAAGAAAUUUUGCCGCCUCCUUUCUUAUGAAAAACUCAGCAGUCCUGUCAAAAUGACAAACACAGAUGCCAUUUUUCAGGAUCAGUCAACUUCUGGAAUUCAACUGAAAAGCAUAAGAUCCAGAAGCAUUCCAUUUAUCAUUCCACCAACACUGCAUGGGCGAGACUGGAUUAACCUGACGAAGGAAGGACGUGUUCAGGAAGGCAGCGACCCCUACCUGAUUCCUCAGUCUGGGCCACGGUCAUCAUUCCAUUCUUUGGCUGGAGCUUAUGUUGUAGGCACCAUUAACCAAGAGCUGUACAAGUUUCCUGAAGACAUAAGUGAGACGGAUUUUCCUGAAGGCAACAUUGGCCGCCUCUGGUUCUCCAUAGAAUAUGAGCAAGAGUCAGAAAGGCUCCUUGUCUCCCUGAUCAAAGUCAGAAAGCUGCAGCCUCCUGAUGAUUCCUGUUGUCCGUUUGUGAAAAUCUACCUGCUGCCUGAUGAAAGAAGCUACUUGCAGUCCAAAACAAAACACAAAACCCUUAACCCGCAGUUUGAUGAAAACUUUGUUUUUCAGGUUUCCAGUAAAAUGUUGCUCCAAAGGACUCUGAAGUUUUUGGUUUAUCACAUUGAUAAACAGAAGAAGCAUCAUCUCCUAGGCCAAGUUGUCUUCCCACUGAAAAAUGAAACAUUAACUGAUGACAACAAACUAGUCAUAUGGAGAGAUCUGGAGAAAGAAAACUUGGAGCCUCCUUCAGAGUAUGGUGAUAUCCAGUUCUCCCUCAGCUACAAUGACUACCUGGGCCGUCUCACUGUAGUGGUUCUGAGGGCAAGGGGAUUAAAGCUCCAGGAGGAAUGCCAUGCUGUCAGUGUGUAUGUCAAAGUCUCACUAAUGAACCAUAAUAAAUUCAUCAAAAGUAAAAAGACAGCAGCUGUUCUGGGAUCUCCCAACCCAGUGUAUAAUGAAACCUUCAGUUUCAAGGCAGAUCAGACAGAGCUGGAUACAGCAAGCCUGAGUCUAUCUGUGCUCCAAAGUAUCAAGGGAGAAAAAACACAUCUGCUUGGACGUGUAGUAGUUGGGCCUUUCAUGUACACCCGUGGCAAAGAACUAGAACACUGGAAUGAAAUGAUCAGCAAGCCCAAGGAACUGGUUAAACGAUGGCAUGCUCUCUGCCACAGCAUGUGAACAGCACAGAUAAAAAAACCCACCUUAAUAUGUAAAAGCUCUCACAAUCUUUCAUAAUCUAAUGAUAAAGGGUACAGUCUUUGACCAUUUUAUACUCCUAAGUAGACAAGAAUAAAAUAAGCAAAAUCUUUCCUUACCCAAAUGUAAAGAGAAGACUUGGUCCACGGAUGGAACUCUCCUCUCUUCAAAAUAUACUUCUAAUUUAAUUAACAUGCAAAGUAAACAAAACAGGAAGACAAACAUCAUCUCCCAGUAUUAGUUAUUUUGACCUGUACAUUUCAAUUCUUGGUUGUGUGUUCUGGGCAUGAAUGAUCAUCCAUCAUGAGGACAGAACCUAACAAUGACCUAAGAAUUGUCAAUGAUACCAGGCCUGACUAUCCACUGCACUGCAUCACCAUGGACAGAGGAGCUUCACCAAAAGGGAUGGAAGCCCAGUAAGCAUGCCAAAACAAAGCCCAAAAGAUGUUGACUGACUACUAAACUUACAAUUUAUUUAAAAUAGCAUCAUUAUAUUUAAAACCUCUUUUGAAUAUGAAUGGUGGAAAGCACUGAGUGUUUAUUGAUCAAAAAACCUAGAAGCACCCGGUCUCAGCACAGUUUAUUUCUUGCAGUAAUUCAGUUAGAUUUUUUCAGCUGGCCUCAAUGUACAACACUGUGUUGACACUCAGGAAGAAGCAUAAAAGUAGUCCUCAGGUCACAAAUCAGUGGAGGCUUGAAGAAGUACUGGUGUACUCUGAGAAAGUAAUAGAAGGGACCUGUCCUACCCUUACAUAGUUCUCCCUAAACACGUCUGUGCUGGAGACGGAGCAUUGAUUACAAGAACCUUGGGUUUGACCUAGUAUGACCAUUCUUAAAUUGAAAAUCCAAUUAGGUUAAGCCCCCAGAACAUACGUCUGUUUUAGUGGUAGAGUUUUCUUUGUUGAGUAAAUUACUGUUCUGUAAAAUAAUUCAGAGCAAUUAUUUUUCAUCAAAUUAGAAUAAAUAGGACAUUCUUCUCCUCUUGAAUGUUCACCGGGGACCUGAACUCUGCACCUUUCACGCCGUACAGUCAUAAACCAGACUCACAGACUGUUGCAGCAAAACAUUCUGUACAAUGAUGUUCCAAGAGGGCCAUAAUCUGUGCAGCUGAAAAAGCCAGCUUCCUUUCAAACAGGAUACAAUAUUAAUUAAUUCAAUAUAUUUAAAAAAAUGAGAUGAGAACACUUUCCAUUUUGAUAUUAUUAUCUGAAGGAAAUACUAUGAAUGAGAAUAUAUCUGAAAAAAAAAAGUAAGAUAACAGACUCCACCUGAUCCCCCAUUUGAAACGUUACAUGUCACCCUCAGUCCAUCUUCCUCAGUGUACCACGGGAUGUAAGAUGAUCUUAGAUUCAUUACAUUUAUUGAAUUUUAUGUUCAACCCUCAUAUCUCUAUUAAGUAAGUAAUACCAACACCCCCAAACCCAGAGAGCUGUUUUCAAAUUUUACUCCUACAAAACCACUGAAAACAAAUCUAACAGGCGACACAGUCAAUAUGGGAAGAAAAACUAUAUAUAAACUCUAUGAUAACUGUAUUACUAUACUAAAGCAAUUUUACUAAAUACAUUAUGCCGCUCUAUGAUUUAAAUCAUAACAAUAAAUAUUAAAGAUCUUAAACUAUUAGGAAUGUUUCAGACAGGUUUACUAGAUUCUGCAGGAAGAUGCAUGUAAUGUACACUGUCUAUGAACAUAAAUACCGCUACAGUAGAAAGUAAGUCAGCUGACUUGAUGUACAGUAUGGUCCAAUAAAACAAUGUAUUGUACUAA
Tyto alba (common barn owl) is the source of this 3103-nucleotide messenger RNA. RefSeq names its product synaptotagmin-15. Gene Ontology annotation, biological process: regulation of calcium ion-dependent exocytosis; cellular response to calcium ion; calcium-ion regulated exocytosis. The transcript has 8 exons. The coding region runs from base 17 to 1321 and encodes 434 amino acids. NCBI's taxonomy places the organism in Eukaryota, Metazoa, Chordata, Aves, Strigiformes, Tytonidae. The record is from RefSeq and is a predicted model, not a curated record. Gene Ontology annotation, molecular function: clathrin binding; calcium ion binding; syntaxin binding.